Messenger RNA from Aureobasidium uvarum, 2343 nucleotides. Lineage: Eukaryota; Fungi; Ascomycota; Dothideomycetes; Dothideales; Saccotheciaceae. The record is from the annotation of a GenBank genome assembly.
AUGUCUGUCGUCGGUCUUGACUUUGGCACACAAAAUGCCGUCAUUGUAAGUCUUUGUGCCUGUUUGCUCUGCACUCGAGCACCUACUGACACGUUGCGCAACAGNGCUGUCGCAAGAAACCGUGGUGUCGAUGUUAUCACAAACGAAGUCUCUAACCGCGCAACUCCCGCCCUGGUUGGUUUCGGCCCCAAGUCUCGCUACCUCGGCGAGACCGCAAAGACACAGGAAGUCUCCAACCUCAAGAACACCGUCGGUUCCCUCACCCGUCUCGCUGGCCGAUCGCUGAAGGACCCCGAUGUCGCCAUUGAGCAAGAGCACGUCUCGUGCAAGCUGGUCGACGUCAACGGCCAGGUUGGCGCCGAGAUCUCAUACCAGGGCAAGAAGGAGCAGUUCACUGCCACCCAGUUGACCGCCAUGUUCCUCACAAGGGCCAAGCAGACCGCCUCUGCCGAGCUCAAGCUCCCCGUCAACGACAUGGUCAUCGCCGUCCCCGCCUGGUACACCGACGCCCAAAGAAGAGCCAUCAUCGAUGCUGCCGAGAUUUCCGGCCUCAAGAUCCUGCGUCUGAUCAACGAGACCACCGCCACUGCCCUCGGCUGGGGUAUCACCAAGACUGACCUGCCUGGUCCCGAGGAGAAGCCCAAGAGAGUCGCCUUUGUCGACAUUGGUCACAGCAACUACACCGUCUCCAUUGUCGAGUUCCGCAAGGGAGAGCUCAAGGUCAUCUCGACCGCCUACGACCGUCACUUCGGUGGUCGCAACUUCGACAAGGCCAUUGUCGACCACUUUGCCGCCGAGUUCAAGGAGAAGUUCAAGGUUGACAUCAACGAGAACCCCAAGGCCAAGCUCCGUGUUGUCGCCGCUUGCGAGAAGCUGAAGAAGGUCCUUUCCGCCAACGCUGGUGCCCCCAUCAACAUUGAGUCUUUGAUGAACGAUGUCGAUGUCCGCGGCUUCCUCAAGAGAGAGGAGCUCGAGGAGAUCAUGAAGCCCCUUCUCGCCCGCAGCACUGCUCCUCUUGAGCAGGCUCUUGCUGAGGCCAAGCUGAAGGUCGAGGACAUCGACACCAUCGAGCUUGUUGGUGGCUGCACCCGUGUCCCCGCCCUCAAGGCCGCCAUCCAGGACUUCUUCGGCAAGCAGCUGUCCUUCACCCUCAACGCCGACGAGGCCAUCGCCCGUGGUUGCGCUUUCGCCUGCGCCAUCCUGUCCCCCGUUUUCCGUGUCCGCGACUUCUCGAUCCACGACAUCUGCAACUACCCCAUUGAGUUCACCUGGGAGAAGAGCGCCGAGAUCCCCGAUGAGGACACCUCGCUUACCGUCUUCAACCGCGGCAACGUCAUGCCCUCGACCAAGAUCCUUACCUUCUACAGAAAGCAGGCCUUCGACCUUGAGGCCAAGUACGCCAAGCCUGAGAUGCUCCCCGGCAAGAUGAACCCCUGGAUCGGCAGAUUCAGCGUCAAGGGCGUCAAGGCCGACGAGAAGGACGACUUCAUGAUCUGCAAGCUCAAGGCCAGAUUGAACUUGAACGGUAUCUUGAACGUUGAGUCUGGAUACUACGUUGAGGACAUGGAGGUCGAGGAGCCCAUUGAGGGCGAAGAUGUGAGUUUUCAAGACAAGGCGACUUUGCAAUCUCAAUCCGAUCAAGAAAGAGAGAGCAAGCGCCCCAUCAUUAUGCCUAGUACUGACAUCGAUUCACAGGGCAUGGACACUGACAAGGAGCCCAAGACCCGCAAGGUCAAGAAGCAGGUCAAGAAGGGUGACCUUCCUCUGUCUUCUGGCACCGCCUCUCUCGACGUGCAAGCCAUUGCCGAUUUCUCCGAGAAGGAGCACAGCAUGAUCAUGGAGGACAAGCUUGUCGCCGACACCGAGGACAAGAAGAACGAGCUUGAGGCCUACAUCUACGAAAUGCGCGCAAAGAUUGACGAGGAGUACGCCGAGUUCUCCAGCGACGACGAGAAGACUAAGCUGAAGGAGAAGCUCGAGACUAGCGAGGUGAGUUCUACAAACCACAUCCAUCACACCUGUCCAAGUACUAACAUUUUUCUUUCUCCANNGGACUGGCUCUACGACGAGGGUGACGACGCCACCAAGGCCGUCUACCAAUCCAAGAUUGACGAGAUCCGCGCCAUUGGCGGACCCAUUGCCCAGCGCUACCUCGACAAGUUCGAGGAGGAGCGCCAAGCCGCCCUCAAGGCCCAGGAGGAGGCCGCCGCAAAGAAGCGCGCCGAGCAAGAAGCCAUCCAGCAAGCCCAGCAAGAGCAGGCCGCCGCCGCCGCUGCCGCAGCAAAGAUGGCCGCCCAGCGCGAGGAGCAGGAGAAGAAGGACGCCGAAAUGCAAGACGCAUAG